AUUACAGGAAAAACAAUAACAUUUACAUGGAGCCAAACAGCUGGCAGACCCUCUACCAAAAAUGUUACAUAGUGCACCUUUAAGUCUAACCUGUGUACUAAAGCCUUUGGACCAAAAUGUUUAUCUCAUUUCUUGCAUUUAUGAGUUCACGUUGGUCUUACGUGCAACUUGCCAAUAAACAUGACCCUUAUCUGACAUCAACUGAAACAACAGCAAUAACCAUCAAAUUUGACUGGAGCAUAUUGAACAGACAGCACCAACAACAAAACCAAAACUACCAAACAGUAAAUGAGAAAUAAGAUUAUCAGAUAGACGGCUUCUAUGUGUUAUGACUGGUUUAUCUGCCUGUUGUGUUGCACUAUAAAGUUCACAGACUUGAGUUUAUUUGGCUUUUACCAAAUAAAAUGACCACAAAUGGCAAUGUUUUGUUGUUGUUUGUUUACUUUGUUUUGUCUUUAUAAAAAGUACAUUGCUUAAAGUUUCUGGUGGAGGUUCUACCACGUGCUUGUUUCGAUGGAGAAGUUAUUGAUUUGGCUGGAAUGUCCCACAGUAUGACAUUAAACAUGGCAGUCUCCAUGGUGACAAGCAGGUGACGCUACCUGGCAGAGUUACGGGUCAAAUCUGUGCAGAAACAAGCCCAUUAACAGCAAGAAUUUAUGUUUUUCAGGGUAUUCAUGAGUACUAAAACAUCUGCAAUUAAGUGCUAGAUUAAAAAGUUUAAUGGCGUACUACAGAACUAUUCAGGCAAUGCAAUAAUAUCUCCAUGGAAACAAAAAAGGUGAAACAUUAGCUUUAGAAAACAGACAAAAAUAGACAUUGGUUAUAAGGGCUACACAAUGAUUUACAUAAUUUAGUGAAACAGCAAGUAGACUUUUUCAUAUACAUGGCAGAAAAUGAACAAACAUGAACCCGGAUCACGGAAUAGGAUGGAAAAUAAUCUAAACUUCAGAUCUGAACUUCUCUGACCAGGAAAAGUGAAAUUAAAGUCAAGGGUUUGGGGGGAAAUGUGUUUGAAUAUAACUUGCUUUUAUUUCCUUGUAUGUUGAUGAUUCACUUGGAUGUAAACUAAAAAACCCCGCAUUGUGCACUGUCCUUGUUUAAGAAUUCAAAGCGUAGUCAUGCCGAUGACAUUUGCAGUGCGACAGAAGUGAAAUAUUAAGUUAAGAUAAGUUAAUUAUAUGUGAAUAGUAAAACAGUUACGAUGACACCAGGAAGCAUUGUUCAAGUAUUUAAGGAUGUGAACACUAGUACUAGUUCUAGGACAGUACAAAGUCACUAUCAAACAAAGGUAAGAAUAUUUCAGACAUUUAUGUGUGUGUAUUUUGAUCAUAUUGAUGGCGUAUAAUAUUUUAAAUGUUUCAAAGCAGAAAUGAAGACUCUUCUGCUUCCAUUCCUUCUGGGCACCAUGAUGUCCAUUGGCUCUGCGCAGGAGCCUUCACCAUCACCACGUACAUUUAACUUGAGUAUGAUGAACCAAUGUAUUGACGACAUGUUCGACAACUGCAAGGAAAAAAUGGAGGAACAAGUCCAAAAGGUUUACUUCCCAAGAGAGAUCAAGAAUGAGGAAUUUAAAGCGGCUUGGGAAAAAUCAGAAACUUGUUCCAUAAGGAAACUACAAAACCUGCAGAGAAUGUACAGUCAACUAACAAUUAAUCACACUAGAGCCCUUUGUGUCUACACAGAAGAAGAACCAAACAUUUAUCGACCUCUAAAUGCAGCCCUGAGAAAUGGUGCAGCCAAUUACAGCACUAGCAAUUUCCAGUAUCAUGCUUUAUACUUUUGGAUCACUACUGCUCUACAGAUCUUGAAACCCGAUCAAAGUAUUGUACAAACUUACAGAAAAACAGGUGAUGUUUAUAAUGGGCAAGUCAAUCAAACAAUUCGCUUUGGUCACUUUGCUUCUAGUUCUUUGAAUUCCAGUCUGGAUGAUUUUGGUUCAGAGACUUGUUUUCACAUCAAGACCAGAUUAGGAGCGAACAUUGAUAAGUACUCAGAAUUUGCUGAAGAAGAAGUGCUUAUUCCACCCUAUGAGAAGUUCAAAAUAACCAAGAUUGUACCAAACUCUUAUGAAAAGUUGGAAUGUACAAAAAUCUUUGUGUUAGAGAGUGAAGGACAGAGCAGCAAACUCAACUGUAAAGCAGCCAAUCACAACCAGAAAAUGAGAGCUAACCGAGCUUUGACAAUAGGUUUUCAGAUUUUGAUUGGAUUGACAUGGAGCCGGUAUCCAGUUACCUCAAUAUGAACCAUUUAGUAAUUACAUGUAAUCAGCUUUUCAUUAGUUUGUAAUCAUUUUCAUCUUAUUUAAUACUUACUUUUAUGUGCCUGAUCUGCAAAAGUCACUCAAGAAUCACAGUGUAUAUGUUGAUCGAUUACUUAAUUUACUUGGUUAUAUUGAUUUAUAAAUCGUACUGCUAUUAGAUAAUACUUUCAGAGAAUUUGAUAUUUUAAUCACCUUGAACUUCUGAGGGCCAUAAA
Boleophthalmus pectinirostris (great blue-spotted mudskipper) is the source of this 2475-nucleotide messenger RNA. Its product is annotated as T-cell ecto-ADP-ribosyltransferase 1-like. The record is from RefSeq and is a predicted model, not a curated record. Bases 1370 to 2242 code for a protein of 290 amino acids. NCBI's taxonomy places the organism in Eukaryota, Metazoa, Chordata, Actinopteri, Gobiiformes, Gobiidae. Gene Ontology annotation, molecular function: NAD+-protein-arginine ADP-ribosyltransferase activity; NAD+ poly-ADP-ribosyltransferase activity. The transcript is spliced from 2 exons.